Messenger RNA from Epinephelus moara (kelp grouper), 6413 nucleotides. It is a transcript of the gene pde1a, whose product is annotated as phosphodiesterase 1A, calmodulin-dependent. The transcript has 18 exons. NCBI's taxonomy places the organism in Eukaryota, Metazoa, Chordata, Actinopteri, Perciformes, Serranidae. Gene Ontology annotation, molecular function: 3',5'-cyclic-nucleotide phosphodiesterase activity. The coding region runs from base 173 to 2455 and encodes 760 amino acids. The record is from RefSeq and is a predicted model, not a curated record. Gene Ontology annotation, biological process: signal transduction.
AUGAAGUUCCACUGAACCCAAACGCUCUCGGCUGUCAUCGGCGUCGAUGUUUUCACAACUCUGUCAGUCUGAGAGACGUCCGGACGCUUCACAGAGACCAAACUCUGCUCUGUGAACACUCAUACCAACACUUAAAGAACCCCACCUCCUUCUCCUCCUCCACCACGCUGAGAUGAACGAGGAGGUGGAGGAAUUGCAGCUGCCCGAGGAGGUGCAGGAGGCUGAGGGUCAAGAACUGCAGGGGAAGGAGGAAGUGCAGCAACAGGAGAUGCAGCAGCAAAGUGAGGAGGUGGAGUCUGAGGAGGUGCCGCAGAAAGAGGAGGGGCAAAAUGAAGAAGAGGUGCUGCAGGUGCAGGAGGAGGAGGAGGAGAUGCAACAGGAGCAGGACGAGGUGGUGCAGCAGGUUGAGCAGGAGCAAAUGGAGGAGGAGCAGCAGACUGAGGAGCUGCAGCAGACGGAGGAGGAGGAGGAGCAGAGGCAGGAGGAGGAGGUGCAGGCUGAGGAGAUGUCACAGACUGAGGAUCAGCAGACGGAGGAGCAGCAGCAUACUGAAGAGGAGCAGCAGUCUGAGGAGAAGCAGCAGCAGAUUGAAGAGGUGCCGACUGAGGAGGUGCAGCAGACUGAGGAGGUGCAGCAAACAGAGGUGAAGCAUAUUCAGGACUUUGAGGACGCUCUGGAGCAGAACCACAACAACCAGGUCCUGAUUCGACUCAGAGGGAUGCAGAAGUAUAAAAGUACAUCGCAGAGGCUGAAGGGGGUCCUGGAGCAGAUGGACCGGGGUGUCGUGGACCUGCAGGAGCUCCGCAGGAACCUGGAGCUCGCUGCUGCCAUGUUGGACGCUGUUUACACUGAUGAGACCAAGCGUCUGCUGGACACCGAGGACGAGCUCAGCGACCUGCAGGCGGAGUCAGUGCCCAGCGAAGUUCGUGAUUGGCUGGCAUGUACCUUCAGCAGGAAGAUGGGCGUGGCCAAACGUCGCCCCGAGGAGAAGCCAAGAUUCAGGAGCAUCGUCCAUGCAGUGCAAGCUGGGAUAUUUGUGGAGAGGAUGUACAGACGGACGUCCAACAUGGCUGGUCUGACCUACCCUCCCACAGCUUUGACAGCUCUGAAGGAAGUGGAUCAGUGGUCGUUCGAUGUCUUUGCCUUCCACGAGGCCACCGGAGAUCACGCCCUCAAGUUCCUGGUCUACGACUUGCUGACCCGCUAUGACCUCAUCAACAGGUUCAGGAUCCCGGUGCAGGCUCUGGUGCAGUUUGUUGAAGCUCUGGAGAACGGCUACAGCAAACACAGGAACCCCUACCACAACCUGAUCCACGCCGCUGAUGUCACUCAAACCGCACACUUCCUGAUGCUACACACCGGACUGAUGCACUGGCUCAGCGAGCUGGAGAUCCUGGCGAUGGUUUUUGCUGCAGCGAUUCACGACUUCGAACACACAGGAACCACCAACAACUUCCACAUCCACACCAGGUCAGAAGUGGCCAUUCUGUACAACGACAGGUCGGUGCUGGAGAACCACCACGUCAGCGCCGCCUACAGGCUGAUGGCAGAGGAGGACAUGAACAUCCUGGUGAACCUGAACAAGGACGACUGGAGGGAGCUGAGGGCUCUGGUUAUAGAGAUGGUGAUGUCCACAGACAUGUCCUGUCACUUCCAGCAGAUCAAGACCAUGAGGAACUCCCUGACACAGACACACAGUCUAGACAAAGUGAAGGUUUUGUCUCUGAUGCUUCACGCUGCAGACAUCAGUCAUCCAGCCAAAGCCUGGCCGCUGCACUACCGCUGGACUCACAGUCUGAUGGAGGAGUUCUUCAGACAGGGAGAUAAAGAGGUGGAGCUCGGCCUUCCUUUCUCUCCUCUCUGUGACCGCAAAGCCACCAUGAUCGCCCAGUCACAGAUAGGUUUCAUUGACUUUAUCGUGGAGCCCACUUUCAGUGUUCUGAUCGACACAACAGAGAAGGUGAUUGGUCCUCUGAUAGAAGAAGACAGGAAGGCCAAAGAAACUGGAAACAGGAGGUCCAGCCUAACAGGAAGCGGUACAGUUACCGUGGAGUCGGUGCAGAGACACAGUAGUAAUCGCCACGGGAACAGCGAUGAUGGACAGUUGGACUUUUCCCUGACAGCCAUCGACCUGCCGGCGAUGAAGCUCCACCUAUCCAGCGUCAUCGGCAGCAACAAGGACAGAUGGAAAGAGCUGUCUGUGCACGAGCUGGCCAAUAAGGAGAAAGAGGAACAACAGGAAGAGGAGUCUAAUGUCAACUCAGACAUCCAAUCACACGCCUCACCCAGUCACAGUGUCCUUGAUGGACAAACCUCUGACCAAUCACAGAACUCUGAGGCCUGUCCUCCUGAUGAAACACAAGAAGACAAGUCACCUGUCCACCUGACCUGGAACGGGGCGGGGCCAGGGGAGGAGAAGGAGGAGGACGGUGAUGAAGUGCCUGAAAACGCCUGAUGGCGCUCCAUCUUGAACUCACCACUGUAUCUGACUGUGGCUGAUCACCAUGUCAACAGGUGGUGCGGUGCAGUGACAACGAGGGUUCAGACUCUUCUGUUUAAACACAGCAGCCAACUCAAAGGCCCCUCAGUGGCCCCUAAAGGGCCACUAGACCUUAUGUUUACAACUGACCAUGAAAAUAUCACAUUCAAAGUGACGACAUUCAUCAGAUAACAGCUUCUUAGCAGCUUCACGGCCCAUGGUUCACUGUGGUGAAAGUGUUUAUGAUUUUAUUAGCAGCUCAGAGGAACAAUGUCUGUGAAAUUAGUGGAAAUAUCAAAAUUUGAAUAAAAAUAAAGACAGGCAGGUGAAAACCAAAGAGUGGCUGUUGAUGGUUGAGGCAGGCUUAAUGUCUGUCAGCUGGAGGAAUGAGACAUGGAGCUGUGAAGACGCGGUUGUGGAGGUUUUGUGAAUGAAGCCGAGCACAGGGACAGGUGUGUGGUUGUACACCUCUUAUGUUAGAAGUGAUUUCUGCUUCAUUCUCUGUUCUGGGAUCAUAUUAUUAAGCAGAUUGAGCUUCUGGCCACGCCCCCAAAUAUGUGAUGUCAGAGCUGUCAGAGAAUCAUCAAAACAUCCUCCAGGAUAUCGGAGCUGUUUUUAGCCACGUUAGCGGCAGAGCUUUGACUCCAGACUGAGAUAUUGUUGGAUUGUUUGCUGUGAAAUUGUGUACAGACAUUCAUGGUUCCUGAAGGAUGAAUUGUAUCUACUUUGGUGAUUCUCUGACUUUUCCUCUAGCGCCACCAAGAGGCUGUUUUAUUUUUCUUGUAGUGAAGUGUCUUAACAACGAUGAAUUGUAAUAACUUUGUGUCUAGCGCUGUCAUCACAUACAUGAGGAAAAAACCUGCAGAACUGAAGACAUUCCUAUUAGCCUCAGCUGUACAAUGUGCUUAGUACCAGUUAGCAAUGUUAGCAUGCUAACACCCUAAACUAAGGCCCCAUCUACAUGUAUACAGGUAUUUUUGAAAACAUUUAUUUUCCUCUUUGUUUUGGCCUUGUGUCCACAAGCAAACAGAGUUUAGUCAGGACCACUUUAGUCAAAGAAAACUUUAUUUCCAUUUGCAGUAUUAUAUUUGGUGGUAUGGCUCUGUUCUGGGGCCUCUCUGCCUUUCCCAGGCCUACUCAGAAAGCCUAAGGUGAAGAGAGCACACUGUUCUGCCCUUCCACGCGCAAACAAGGAAAGCCUGAGACAAAGGGAGCAAACCUCCCUGCCCUUCCAUGCGCCUACAUGGAAAGCCUAAGACAGGGAGAGCAACAGCAAAGACCCGCCAGGAACAGAACAGAGCAGCGUCAAUGACAAACAGAAAUGACAUUGAUAAGUCAGACACAGCCUGAAAAGGAGGAGCUGGGGUGGAGGCAGGUUGUAAAGCAGCUUGCAGAGGAAGCAGCAACAGUAGGCAGGCCAGAGCAGUUUAAAUAGGGCGCCCUGAAUCACUUCUGCAUUGUAGUGUGUACAGAGAUAUUUUGUAAAAUAAUUGCUGUGUGGACAGAAUUUUCCUUUUUUUAAACGGAGGGGGAAAAUAUUCAUUUUGAAAAUAUCUGCAUAUGUGUAGACGGGAAUGUCAGAAUGUGAACUUAUUAAACAUUAUACCUGCAAAACAUUAGCAUGUUAGCUUUACUAUUGUGAAAGUAUUUAGCUCAAAGCACCGCUGUGCCUAAGUAGCCUCACAGAGCCGCUAGCAUGGCUGUAUACUGUUAGCCUUGUUGUUACUUGAUUGGUCAGUGAUAUUUUGUUUCCUAGGACGGAAGUUACAGAUGAGGGGAAAAGCCUUUACACACCAGGGAUGGAAGAAAAAAACAAACAUAAAAAAUUGUUGAUGAUUGUUUUGCGUUCAACCUUUCCCACCAAGACCGACACAAAUGUUGGUGUUCUUGUACUGAAAAUGAAAGGUUAACACAUCAUACAGCCGUUGACUGACCAUGUGAACAGCAUUAAUAACUAAUGUAACAUUAUUGUUUAUCCUAUAUAAUCAGGUUUUAUAGUUUAACUUUUACAAUGACUACAUAUCAUUUUUGACACAUAAAUCCUCUACAGCAUAACGUUAGCCAAUGCACAUGGAUGUUAAUAUGUUACCUAAACAACGAAGUGUGUUUAGCCUAACUACUCACUGUCACAGUUAAGUUUAACUGCUAAGUUACACUUUCUCAGAUGCUCUGUUUGUGUUUGUGUCUUUAUAACCUUGUUUGUCACUGUGUUGUGAGACCACAAAUUGAUCAAUUAACAAUAUAGAUAUAGUUAUGGGACAGUAUAAAGACAACUAUGAUGUCGAAGUCCAAGAAAAUAUAUUGAUCACAUGAGCAAAAGUUGUUGGCCUGUUUUUAUGGCAUUUGAAAUUUGUGGAUAUCUAACCAGCUGUGCAAAUAAAACAAAAAACAAAUAAACAAAAAAAAAAACUGCAUGGCAAAAUACGAACGUUUUGGAUUCAGUGUGGAAAGGCUCAUAGAGAUCAAAUUUUUUUUUUACCUUAAUGUGCAAUUAAUACGCACAAAUUAAUCACUCUUGGUCUGAAAAGACCUUAAAAAUGGUACUUUUUUUGCUGUACAAUCUUAAAUGUGUGUUCAGACUGAACACAGAGCAGCUUUCAGAGACGAUGCGAUAAAGCCAAUCAAAAGAUGCACAUGGAAAAUCAUUGGAGUUGGUGUAAAGUGAUGUCAGUGCAAGCUGAAAUUAUUUCAGCACUCAGCUUCAUGACCGUUAGGUUAAAAAAAAAAAUAAAGAAAAAAAAAAAUGUGACCAAAAGCAGAGCAACCACUCGUACAGGUGUGAAAAGUGAAUUUCUUUUGUUUCAAUUGCAUGACUUUCACUGCUGGAGUGUUUUUGCAUUUCAUGUGCAAAUGGCCAGUGUACAGAGCUGUGGCUGUUAGCUGACUAACAAUAUGUACCAAAUAUGUGUGUUUAAAGCAAACUAGAGAAAGUGGCUUAGCAAAGGUCAUCAUUGUGUCCCUGUGAAGAAGGUGACUAUAGUGCUAGCACUCGUAAAUCACAAUACCCUCUUAAAGACACAGUGAAAUUUAAAAUACAUUUCCCAAGAUCUAUGCCGGUGACCCUGUACUAGUUGUUCAGUAAUUACUUACAAUUAAAAAAUACAAACCAAACUUUCAUUCAAGGCUUUUUGCGGGCCCCCUCCCAUUGGGACCCUGGGUUAUCAGUCCCACGAAGGAUUUAAAUUCCUCACGUUGUUAUUCUCCAUUUUCCUCGAGAGUUCGUCACAUUACAGGAGCUGAAGAUGCUCUAACUGCUGUUUCACUGUGACUUUAAGAGAUGCAUUUGUUCUAAGCAGACCAAAUGUUUACCUGUACCUGUACCUGCUGUGACAUCACUGAUCGGGGUGUGGCCAAAGGUUUGAACCUCAGAGAGCAGCAGCAGUGAAUCAGUGGUUUCUAAUCAGAGUUUACAUGUGACCACUUUAACUGAAGCUUUUUUGUUUUCUUACAACAUGGGUCGUCUUGUACUUUUGGCCAAUAUACCCAUAGGCUAGCAUAACAUUGUACUCUCAGCCAUCAUUGUAGAAACUGUGGACACGAGCGCUCCCCAAUGGAAACAGAUUUACAGCAGCAGGGGAAGUGCGAUCGUCAGACAACACCAGAAUAUUCCUUUAAGCACACAGAUGCUCAGAGAUCAGACAGCUCCUGUUGCUUCGUUAAUAAAACUACCUUACUGUCACUUUCCUCUGACUGUGAAUAAAGAUGUCGUCCAUAUUAUCACCAUGGUGACAAGGGCAACAGAAACAACAGUGUCUAUAGCAACGGCCAGUGAGCUGAAGGGUGGAGCCAACAUGGCCGACAGUGAAAACUCUGUAGAUCCUCUGAGCACUGUGUUCGUUCAUGCAAUGUGUGCUAUAGUCAUCGUGUGCUCUUUGGCUCUGUGUGUGUGUGCGAGAAAGACUGAGUGUGUGUGAGUGUGUGUGUGUGCACUGUA